AAUCUCUUUACCUCUCUCUCUAAACCAAACCAAAAAAAAAAAUAUCUCCAUCUUUCUCUCUCUAUAUUUUUAACGAUCUUACUCCUUUCGUUCAUCUUGUGAUCUUCUUUCUUCUAUUUAUGGACAGAGGUUGGUCUGGUCUCACUCUUGAUUCAUCUUCUCUUGAUCUCAUAAACCCUAACCGUUUCAAGAAUAAUAAUAAUAAUCACCGACACUUCUUGAACCCAUUGACCAUGUCUAGAAACGGCGACGACAAUGAUCAAAAGAUAAAAACCUCCACCGACAGAAGUGAUUUAAGGUUCCCGGUGAGUCUCUCCGGUAUUCGUGACCGUGAAGAUGAUGAUUCUUCUAGUGGACUCGCUUUAGAAAACGACCGUGAAGUUCCCGGUGAAGUGGAUUUUUUCUCCGACAAGAAGUCUAGGGUUUGUCGUGACGUUGACGAGGAUGGAUUUCGGGUUAAGAAGGAGGAACAAGAUGAUCGAAUGGACGUAAAUACCGGUUUGAAUCUUCGAACCACGGUUAAUGCCGGGAGCGAUCAGUCAGUGAUGAUGGACGAUGGAGAAUCUUCACAAAUGGAAGAUAAGCGUGCAAAAAAUGAGUUGGUCAAGUUACAAGAUGAGCUGAAGAAAAUAACCAUGGAGAAUCAAAAGCUAAAAGAAUUGCUUGCACAAGUGAGCAACAAUUACACUUCACUCCAAAUGCAUCUUGUUUCACUAAUGCAACAGCAGCACCAACAACAUAAUCAGGCAAUAGAGGCUGCUGGAAAGCCUGAGGAGACGAUAGUACCGAGGCAAUUUAUUGAUCUAGGCCCUUCGAGAGCAGCAGGCGAGGCAGAGGAUGUGUCAAAUUCAUCAUCGGAAGAUAGGCGUAAUAACGAGGUUAGGGACGGAAAGAGGCUUGGACGUGAAGAAAGCCCCGAAACUGAGUCUAACAAAGUUCAAAAAGUGAAUAACAGUAGUCCAACGAGGUUUGAUCAAUCCACAGAAGCUACAAUGAGGAAAGCCCGCGUCUCGGUCCGAGCCCGAUCAGAAGCUACUAUGAUAAGCGAUGGAUGUCAAUGGAGAAAGUACGGCCAGAAAAUGGCAAAAGGCAAUCCUUGUCCGCGGGCUUAUUACCGUUGUACAAUGGCCACGGGUUGUCCCGUUCGCAAACAAGUCCAACGUUGUGCGGAAGACAGAUCGAUUCUAAUAACAACCUACGAGGGAAACCACAACCAUCCCUUGCCACCAGCUGCAGUGGCGAUGGCUUCCACAACCACGGCUGCGGCUAACAUGUUGCUGUCCGGGUCAAUGUCUAGUCACGACGGGAUGAUGAACCCUACCAAUUUACUAGCCAGGGCUGUUCUUCCUUGCUCCACAAGCAUGGCUACAAUUUCAGCCUCGGCGCCGUUCCCUACAGUCACAUUAGACCUCACUCACACACCUCCCCUUCCUAAUGGUUCCUCUCCUUCCACAGCCGCCGCUACCAAUAACCACAACACAUUGAUGCAGCGGUCACAACAACAAAUGACGAAUUUACCUCCGAAUAUGUUACCUCAUGUAAUAGGUCAGGCAUUGUAUAACCAAUCCAAAUUCUCGGGGUUGCAGUUUUCUGGUGGCUCUACGUCGGCAGCACAGUCACAUGCGGUGGCUGAUACAAUAACAGCAUUAACUGCUGACCCAAAUUUUACGGCAGCUCUUGCAGCCGUUAUUUCGUCUAUGAUCAGUGGCUCGAACAACCAUGACGGCGAAGGAAACAACAAAAACCAAUAGAAGAAACAUAUACUAUAUACUACAUACAAUUUUUUUUUUGUUUUAUUAUUUACAUUUUCAAUUUCUUUUCAACUGGUUUAUAGGAACAGUGAGUUUAUUUCAUUGAUUCACAUUUGUUCUGUUUCACACAAUACUUCCGUAAAUAUACAAAAUAUUUUAGUUUUGAAUAAUAC
This is a messenger RNA of Eruca vesicaria subsp. sativa (arugula), 1924 nucleotides long. Lineage: Eukaryota; Viridiplantae; Streptophyta; Magnoliopsida; Brassicales; Brassicaceae. The record is from the annotation of a GenBank genome assembly.